AUGACCUGUACAGCGCAAGCAGAUGUGCAAUCAGUCGGAAAGCUUCAUUCUGCAAGCCCUGCAGGCCUACUCGCUGUGGGCCCACUGCCCUCGCGGAAGCUCGCACUCCUCGUCCACGGCACAGAUGAGAAAGGUCUGGCGCAGGCUGUGGCAGCAGUGCCUGUGACCUCUGGACGCCACGGCGCAGACUUCCUUGUUCUGGGCUCCUCUGCGGCCUGGAAAGGUGAGGGCGGCAUCCUUGCGGCUGGGUACCUCACCCCGCUGUGGCAGAUUUCGUCAAGUGGUUGGGCAGAGCCGGAGCACCCCUUUGAAGGAGGAGGAGGACUUAUGCUUGUUGCGCCCGACCCAUCCUCUGCUCGGAUCAAAGCUUUCCGCUUGGGCUCCACUGCCACACCUGCAGCUCACUGCUCCGUGGAAAUGGAGGCCAUUACGAAGUCCGACAUGGACCUGGAAGGCAAAUGGCUUUAG
Messenger RNA from Symbiodinium necroappetens, 468 nucleotides. The record is from the annotation of a GenBank genome assembly. Lineage: Eukaryota; Dinophyceae; Suessiales; Symbiodiniaceae.